Molecule: messenger RNA, 2253 nt
Organism: Brassica oleracea var. oleracea
Lineage: Eukaryota; Viridiplantae; Streptophyta; Magnoliopsida; Brassicales; Brassicaceae
Exons: 1
Coding region: 412-2253 (613 amino acids)
Biological process (GO): defense response
Source: RefSeq, a predicted model, not a curated record
UUGUAGUGCGGACAUAAAUAAACCGUUUUCCCCUAUUAAAAACUCCUCUUGGCAUCCAUCUUACAAAGAGUAUAACCCAUCUCUCCUCCUAAUAUAGCAAACUUCUACAUAUCAAACAUGAUUUAUCUCUCCUCCUCUCCUCUCUCUGCUUCAAAGGUUAAUAAAAACAUCUAGAAAAAGAAGAUUAAGAAGCAAUGGCCAAUAACUUAUCCAUAGCAUUCGGAGAUUAGCCACCAAACGAUAACAGUCUAAUGAUUUAUCCAAUGGAGAAUCGUCCACUUCUUAUGGGGUUGAUCAAAGAACCUCGAUAUUCCAAUUCCAUAACCCUUUCAUUUCUCCCAAAACUUCGACCACAUUUCGUCGAACGUGACUGAUUUUAAACAACAAAACAUUGAUUGUUGUCCACAAACAAUGUCGAUGUUUGCAUCUUUCCAAUUACUAGAGCUCAACCUAAUCUCCGCUCAGGAUCUAGCCCCUGUCUCCCGAAAAAUGAAGACUUACGCGGUGGCUUGGGUUCACUCCGAGCGUAAACUCACCACCCGCGUUGACUACACCGGUGGAGCCAACCCAACUUGGAACGACAAGUUCGUCUUCCGAGUCAGCGAGGAUUUCCUCUACGCUGAUACUUCAGCCGUCGUGGUCGAAAUCUACGCUUUGCAUUGGUUCCGUGAUGUCCACGUCGGCACAGUCCGUGUCCUCAUCAGCAACCUAAUCCCACCAAACCGCCGGCCUGGAUACCGAACCAACGACGAGUACCGCCAUACUCCCCCUCCCGGAAUGCGGUUCAUAGCCCUUCAAGUUCGACGACCAUCUGGCCGUCCUCAGGGGAUCCUCAACAUCGGUGUCGGAAUCCUUGACGGAUCUAUGAGAAGUUUGCCGCUUUACACCAACAUGGACUCGUCUGCUGUUGGUUACAGAGACUUGCUCGGUGAAGACGAUCCGCAUUUGCAGAAUCUGCAUCUUAACAGCGUCAAAGGAAGCUCCAACAACCCGCAAUCUCCGUCUUCAAAACAGUACCAAUCCGUAGUCUCCAGGCCACCACCACCACCACCACCGGUGCUCCGUCGUACGAUGAGUGAUACCAGCUCCAUGGUAGUCUCCGAUCUCCUAAGCAGAGCAGAGCGUAGCCGUAUGGCUAAUAGGAAGCCUGUGAGCGCAUUACCGAGCAGCGAUGACGAAACUGUACCUACAACGUCGGGACACCAUACAACUACCGAUGAUUCCGUCGACGAUUACGAAGCGCCUUACAAAACACCUCAUAUCCCAGGCAAUAGAUAUGAUGAUUCGUAUGAGGAUGAGUUUGUGGAUCAAUCGCCAAAUGUGAUGCCGAUGAGAAGUGAGAGAUACGACGAGGACUCGCCGUACCGUUCGUACGAUCAUUCACGCAAAACGCCGAGGAGAUCAACGCCGGUGAUCGAGAAGCCAAGGCCGCCGAGGGAUUACGAUCGCAGCAACCGCGCUUCUCCUUACUUAUCAAGGCGCGGGACGCCGUUGAGAUCGAACAUCGUCGCGUCUACUCCGAUCAGAUCUAACAUCGUUUCAUCUAGUCCUAUGCGAUCUAACGGCGUUAGAUUGACUCCGAUGAGAUCUAACAUGGUUGCAUCUAGUCCUAUGCGAUCAUCGACUCCUAUGAGAUCUAACAACAUCGUUGGAUCGACUCCGUUACGAUCUAACAUAAUCGGAUCGACUCCGAUUCGAUCUACCUACAAGGGAACGCCGAUGAAAUCGCCUCUACGGUUCGGUACGCCGAUGAGAUCUAAUUUGGCGGGGAGAUUGAUUUUAACCGAAUCUGAGUUAGGUCCGUCGCCUUCGGAAGUAGCGAAUAAGAUGGCGAAGGAGAGAUCGCAAGCCAAUGACACUGAGAGUUCGAUCCUCAGCGAAUGGAGCCUCGACGACGAUAGCAACAUCGAAGGUCUCCGAUCGAAACUCGAGCGGUGGCGGACGGAGCUUCCGCCGCUUUACGAUCUCGGAUCGAGUCACCAGAGCAGCGAUGUAGGUAGCGCGAUUGUUCCGGCGUCGGCGAGUGCAGGAGGAGGGAAGAGCUCGAGACGGAAAACUCCGACGGUGAAGAAGAAGCAUCAGCGCCGUCACACGGAAGGAGGAAACGGUCUUUUCUCGUGUUUUAGUAAUAUUUGUGGCGCGGAAUGUACUUUCGUGUGUGGAGGCGGGUCGGAUCACGACGGGUCGAAAAAGAAAGGUGGGUCAAAGCGUUUGCCGCGCUUGGCCUCUGCUGAUAAUUUGAGUUAUGUGUGA